CACCGGUGUGGUCAGGUCAUACGGAGGUCACUGUACAAAGUAUCAUGGCAUGUCGCAGCUGAAGUUGUUUGUUGUUUUGAAAGAUUUCUGACUUCUCUGCUCUACUCCCCUGCAUCGUUCAGCAACAUGAAUGCAAUCAGAACUUUCAGACGCACAUUUAUUGGUGGGUAUAUGAAGAUUUUCGACGAAGGAUGGAGCAAGGCGAAACAACGAAUGAAAACGGCGAUAAAACCAGGACCAGGAUUCGAUAUAGGCUGGGACAAUCCCAACAUGCCCAUCAACAACUACGACAUCGUAAUAAUCGGAGGAGGUGUGAUGGGCUGGUCAACAGCCUACUGGCUCAUGCACAAGGUACCCAGGAAAGCGCGCGGGAAAAUCGGACUCAACGUUCUCGUUGUGGAGAAAGAUCCCUCUUACACCAGAGCAUCCACAGUGCUAUCUGUGGGGUCCAUCAGACAACAGUUCACCCUGCCUGAGAACAUCAACAUGUCCAUGUUCUCCUCUCACUUCAUCCGCAACAUCCGCGAGUACCUCAGUGUGUACGAGGAGGACCCACCAGACGUGCAAUUCAACCCACAGGGUUACCUGUUUUUGGCAACAGCAGAAGGGGCGGAGCAAUUGAAGCAAGCACAUGACACGCAAAUAGCACUAGGUGCCAAAGUGAGACUGUUCACCAAGAGACAACUGGAAGUCAAAUUCCCAUGGCUCAACACUGAGGGCAUUGAGUUGGGUAACUAUGGAAUGGAGAACGAAGGCUGGUUCGACCCGUGGCUGCUGCUCAUGGCACUGAAGAAGAAGGCGAUCUCGCUGGGCGUGGACCACUGUCACGGGGAGGUCACAGAUCUGAUCGUGGAGGCCAAACCUGGCGUAGUGGAGGGCAGGCUUUGUAAGAGGCUAACACAUGUAAAGGUAAAGAUGCCCAACAGCAUACAGUACCAGAAUGUCAAGGCUGGCCACUUCAUCAACACGGCUGGUCCCUGGGCUCAGGACAUAGCCAGAAUGAUCGGGAUUGGCCAGGAGGACCCCAUGGGUCUGGACUGGGAGCUACAGGCGCCGCUUCCUGUUGAGCCGCGCAAGAGGUACGUGUACGUGUUCCACUGUCCGCAGGGCCCCGGGCUGGACUGCCCCCUCAUCGUGGAUCCGUCGGGAACCUACGUCAGGAGAGAGGGGCUCGCUGGGAACUACCUGUGUGGGAAGUCACCGGAGGAGCAUGAGGAACCAGAUGCCAAACAUUUGGAAGUGGACUACGACUACUUUAACGAGACCAUUUGGCCAAAACUGGCACACAGGGUCAAAGCUUUCGAGGAAAUCAAGCUACGGAUGGCCUGGGCCGGGUACUAUGACUACAACACAGUGGAUCAGAACGCCAUUAUCGGCACACACCCCAUCUACGACAACCUCUACCUCGCCAAUGGUUUCAGCGGACACGGAAUCCAACAAGCACCGGCAGUUGGGAGAGCCGUGGCCGAACUGCUAUUGGACGGAGAAUUCAAGACACUCGAUCUCUCCAGAUUUGGUUUUGAGAGAUUUUUACGAAAUGAACCAAUCAGGGAAAAGAACAUAGUGUAGUGAUUCAGUGGACUGUCUGAACAAGUCUGUUACAUAAUAUUGAAAAAGCUGCUAAAUAA
Molecule: messenger RNA, 1628 nt
Organism: Branchiostoma floridae (Florida lancelet)
Lineage: Eukaryota; Metazoa; Chordata; Leptocardii; Amphioxiformes; Branchiostomatidae
Product: FAD-dependent oxidoreductase domain-containing protein 1-like
Exons: 9
Coding region: 127-1569 (480 amino acids)
Cellular component (GO): cytoplasm
Molecular function (GO): oxidoreductase activity
Source: RefSeq, a predicted model, not a curated record